This is a messenger RNA of Photinus pyralis (common eastern firefly), 6146 nucleotides long. RefSeq lists its product as uncharacterized. The record is from RefSeq and is a predicted model, not a curated record. NCBI's taxonomy places the organism in Eukaryota, Metazoa, Arthropoda, Insecta, Coleoptera, Lampyridae. Gene Ontology annotation, biological process: autophagy. Gene Ontology annotation, molecular function: protein binding. Gene Ontology annotation, cellular component: intracellular membrane-bounded organelle. Bases 724 to 5793 code for a protein of 1689 amino acids. The transcript is spliced from 9 exons.
CAUAUCCAAAACUUUAAGUCCAUAUGAAAGAGCUUAAAAGACGAAAUCAAAAGCCUUAUUAUAGAAAAAGCUUGAAAUUUUGGAAUAUUUUAAGCUCUUCUAAGGCUUAGGUCUUUCAAAAAGUCCCAAUUCAUCUCAAAUCACAAGCUAGGGAUUGAAGCCUUAGACCAAAAAAAGAAUUCAAUUCCUUUGCAUAUGAAUUAAAGCCCUUUCGCAAAAUUCAAAACUUCAAGUCCAUAUAGUAAAGGGCUUAAAAGACGAAAUCCCGAACCUAGGAAUUUCAAGUUCGUUUAGAGCUUUCAAAGCCUUGGGCCUUAGUUAUUGUAAAAAUGAUGGAUGCGCAUUAUUAACAGAUCAGCCCUCGUAUUUCUUAAGUUGUCGCGAUUUGGUAACUUUUCUCUUUACGGUUGGCAAUUGAAGUUUAGGAAAAAUCCUGUCAUUUGUCAAGUUCACCCUAGGUGUACGGUGUUACGUCAAUGAAUGUGUUUACAAUAAUACAACCAUUUUACGCAAUUACACCAUUACCAUGCAAUUCGUGUCGUUAUAAUGUGUGAAUAAAGUAAAGAAAAUUAAUACCAAAUCAAGAAAAAUGAAUUGUACCCUUAACGGUUAUUGUGCGCCGCCCAACCCUGUUAAUAUCACCAAAGCAAUAUGUUGAUUUAAACAAAUCGCCACCCCUUGAAGUUAUUUAUAAAUUGGAGCACGCGUUCCCGUAAUGUUAAAAUGAAUCCGGACGACGACGACGCCGUUAUAAAUCAACUGAAGCACCCGAGGCUGGUUUGUGACGUCCUGCCUAGAGUCGGCUUAAACUUUUUAAGAGCCCUGGAAAGUAACAAGAUUAACGAUAAGAAGCACUCACGCGUAGACCUCGAAGCUUUCGCAGAAGAUGAGCUCGUUAGGAAGGAGUACCGAGAACUGUACUGCGAGAUGCCGGGCACUCCUAGAUCGACAUUCCUUAUGGUGUUCAGUCCCGAUGGCAGUAAGGUAGCAUCUACUCAUGGCAAUCAUAACAUCUACGUCACGGAUCUCAGAAGCGGUAAGAACAUCAGAACGCUAGUCGGUCAUCCACGGACACCUUGGUGCAUCGCCUUUCACCCUACCUGCAAUGAGUUGCUCGCUUCUGGGUGUUUGGGCGGUCAGGUGCGAGUCUGGGACCUGAGUGGCGGCAGCGAGGUAUGGACGGCUAACAGUCAAACCGUGAUAGCCUCAAUAGCAUUUCACCCGAGUGAUCGAAUUUUAGUUAUCGCCACCUAUAACGAAUUGUACUUCUGGGAUUGGAGCAAACGCGAACCGUUUACUCACACGGCCACGUGCAAUACGAAGGAGAAAGUUCGUUACGUCGCAUUCGAUCGGUUAGGUCUUAAGCUCAUUACGGGAAUUGCAAAUACUCCGCAGUACAGAUGGGACAGAUCGCGUGUGGUCACCUCGCAAGCUCGAUCGGAACGUACGCGUCCCUGCGUGCCGCCUCCGGACCGGUCGGUUAACCAAUCGCGGCGGAGAUCUGUGCCACGUUCUCUGGGAAGCUACGUGGCGAGUACCACUACUCAGAUCACUGCCUCGACUUCGACCGAUCGAGUUCCACUGUCGACCGUGCCGGAGCGCGAGAGGCGAAUUAUGGCGUGCUAUCGUAAUUUAGUGAGGGAAUACGAAUUAUUGGUACAUCGUUAUCUACAAGUUUAUCGACCAGCCAUGACGAUUGAUAGGGGAACUGAUCCCAUGGAAAUGGAACAAAGCAAUCUUCCUAGUACAUCACAUUCAAACGUGCAAACUUCGACACAAUCCCAACAAGAAUCCUCACCCAGCGAUGCCUUACCAUCUCGAUGCCGUCUAGUCUUAAGAAGCACUUUAGGCGUACAAACCAGCACUAAUUCGGUAACAGACACGAGUAGUUCUCCCAAACCGGAAAGUUCCUUUCAAAUGAAAAUCAAGUGCUCCCCAAAGCACACUGCCUCUGAAAAGGGCGCAGACUGUCGCACCAAAACUGACACCACAACGGAAACAGAACCAAGCACAAGUGCCCAAUCAGAGACCGCGAUUCCGUCAACCUCGUCACAAGCCCCACCGAAACCCAUGGAACAAUCGCGAAUUCCAUUGAAACGUUUGUAUCCCGGUUUUAUAAAGAAGACUUCGAAACAAAACAGGCGACCGAUUCUUGACACGUCAUCCGAUAGCAGCUCAGAUGACAAUGUUGAGCUUGUAAAAAAGCGAUUGUUUCCUACUCGCUCGAAUAGUACACCGGCAAGUACAGCAUCCGAAAGUCUACCUUCUCCCAGUGGGGAUACCCAACCAAUGACGAGCACAAGUUCCAACACUCCGAGCUCUACCCGUACAGAAUCGAGCAACGAUAGACCGUUUUGUUUAAGUAACUUUGUAGCAAACAAUGGCAACACGUCACAGACCUCCCGGGAGCAUGUGUGCAACCGAUGUGGGGGAAAUAUCGAACGUCAAACGCAAGUCGAUACGCCUCCCCCGCCUUUGGAUAACCCACGCAACGAUCAGGAGGAGGCGCGCACCGACCCACCGCCCACUCAUUCGCAACCUUGCGCCCGAUCCCUAAUGAACACUGACACUCGCACGACAAACUCGACCGUUUACACGCCAUCUAGCGGACCGCGCCGCCGAUUUUUCUCGCACGUUCUCUCCGCAUUUCUACCGCCACGCAGCAGCAGCUCGCAACCCACGUUACGCCAACGUCAAAAUCGUCUGCUCUCGCUCAGCACGCGAAAUCACCUCGACUCGAUCACGCGGAACAGCGGACGGAACAGCAACUUCGCACCGGACGAGGUCAUCAACUACGCCGAGCGUGUCAAUUCGGAGGGCGAAAUUUCGGAGCAGUCGCCGAACGUGAACGACUUUCACCCGUUCGAUCCGCCGCCCGAGUUCCCGUCCAUCAAUCCCGAGAACAUCGGCAUCGGCAACAUGUACUCGAACAUCGUGCAGGAUCUCGAGUCGAGCCUGAAUAACGUUCGCAAUAUACGCGCGAGCAAUCGGCCCGGCGAGACCUCGGACAUGCUCAGUACGUUCUCGGAGCGGCUCGAGAGUAUUAUGCACCAGUCGGAUUCCAUCUUGAGGAAUUUACGGAACACCAUGGAUCUGUUGCCGCAGAGCACGGAGGCGACGGAGAUGAGGGCGCAGGGCGCGCCCGGUGGAGGAGGCGACGCCGAGCAUCCCCGUUUUUUGUUCAACGAUCCCAACUUUUAUGUUCGCGAUCAGAAUCAAAGUACAUUGGCGGAUAGAACUAGUAGAUUGGAGACUGGUGAUUCUUUAAACGGCGCCCCUCACCACGAAGAACUGUUCACAAAUCGAAGUGCAAUAGCUUCCGACCAUACCUACCCUCGCAAUCCGGAAAGCCCCAGAACACUGCCAUCUUCGUCAGAUAACCUUACACCCCUAAUGACUUCGCUUCAUCUCACUAUAUCUCACAUUCAGCGACAAGCUCGUCUUUUACGGGUGCAAGUCGAAAGUAUAGAGCGUAUCGAUCGUGCCAUGCUGGAAGUCGCGCAAAUACAAACGAUUAGGCAGAUGUACACGGAAGUGAGACGUCAUAUAAAUAAUCUCAGCGGGAAUGACGGGCGAAGUACCGGCGUUUCGAGCGUUAGACAAAUGAUGGCCGGUACUCGCAUUAGCGAUUCGAGCCCGGGGAACUCCUCGGUCGAGGACGACAAUACGGUCUCGCCAAGCGUGGACGCUAAUCGACCCACAACAACUGAAGAACCGAGUACUUCGGCAGAGGGUGCGACUCCGCCGCUACCGCGUCAACGUAUCACCGCAAGAAAAUCGUUUCCCCCGUCGCGCCUUCUCCACAUUCAGCGACAAAACCGUAGAUUCGCAGUAGUCAAUUUUCUACCACGUCGUUAUUCUCCGCGCGAACGUACAAUGAGGCGGCGCGUGUAUCUGCGCGCCUUCUCAGCCAGAUCCAACGCGUCGAGGUUAGGAUCGGAAAUGUACGACGGCGGAUUCCAAGAGGAAUCGCGCGUCAACUGCGAAUAUUUCGCGUUUAUUAUUAGAAAAUUGGAAUUUUUACUAACCGAAUACAUUCGAAGUCUCGGUCGACCUUCGGAUAGUCAGCCGGUUAUACCCGGUAUCGAAGCGCGAGAGAACGAUACCGUGAGACUGCUCAGUGUAUGUCGUACUAGAUUAAAUCGACUCUCUGGACAACCUUGCGGGUGUCAUACCGAGUCUGGUACGGUCGAAGGCAGUAGCGUAACCGUAGACGGUGCCUCACGAAGCUUAGCUAGAAUUACAUUAACCUCCCAUUUGACCACCAUGUUGCAGUUCAUCGAAGAGAAUAGUAACAAUCAUAUUUCGCAAAAUAUUCGUUCACAAAUUAAGAACGCGAUCGAUUUAACGUUUUUAUUGUGCGAUAUUCUUUUACUUCACAUUGUCGACUCCAUCCCGCCACCGACCGGUAUGAAUUUGGAUCCGGAACGUGAAAGUCUGUCUGCAAGGAUCGAUCAAAUGUGUAGCCGCAUGUUGCAAGGGCGACUUAGCGGAGAAUCUCACAGUUUAACGCGCAGUCUACGUUUAAUGAGGAUAACCGCGCGGUUUGCCUCGCGCGCCCUCGGUCAGACCUACAAUGCGAGACGAAAUGCGAUCUUCUCGACGGGAAACAACAGUCGACGCGAGUUAAUUGGGCAGAUCAGCAAUACUCUACAUAACAUUAAUAGAAGCCGAAGAAUUUCGCAUUCUCCGAAUCAACUCAGACCGAACGUCGAAGUGACACCUUCCGAUAUGCCAAUGCGCGAAUGGUACCAGACAAUUAACGCCCUGGUCUCACGCUACAACACAAGCCAAACAACCACGAACACUAACAGUACGGCCGGCUCCACUCAGUACAACGCCGACCUCUUGGAUAGGCCUCGAAGUGCCGUUUUCCUGUACGAGGAUGGCUCGGUGAGCGACGACGACAACGAUCGCGACUGGUACAACAACAAUUUGCCGAGCAACGAACGCAGGCAGACACUGUACCGGACCAGUAACGUAAAUCUGUUAAAUAACGACUCGUCCGCACAAAAUCGACUGACCAUCCCCACCGUGCAAAUUAACGACGUGCCAAUUUCCGAGUCGAACUCCGCGUGGCACUCGCGAAUAUCGCACACGCGGUAUCGACUCUCGGAGUUGCGUUCGAAUCCUACGGGCGGCCUGUUUCGCCCCAGGUUUCUGCAUCCGCUUUAUUCCGGCGUGAACCCGUUCGACACGGACAUCGACGAUCCGCAACGCGAACAGUCGUACGAAGGCGAUAUGGUCCUAACGGUUACACCCAACCAUCGAAUACAGGCGUGGGACAUUUCGUCUGGUAAAAUUCCCGAUAUCACUAACGCUAUGCGGAAUAUCGUCGUCGGUGAAUGUAAAAUUCACAAUGAUGCCAGUGUAGACAUUUCGGCGGAUGGAACGAUAUUAGUUACACUUUUACCGUCGGGUGGAUAUUUAAAUGUAACAAACAGAUUAGGUGUAUACAGUCUUCACUGGGAAACACUGGGUCAGUGCUUGUUUGUAACAAGCUUUGAACAGAACGCCGUCUCCGUUUCGCUUUCGCCUUUAAGCCGCCACUUAGUGGUCGGACUCGCCUCUCGCCGUGUCUCAAUAGUGCCGAACGAGAAGUGGACGAUGGCCCGAAUCUUCUUCUUAAACCACAAGGACGCGCCGUACAGUAGCCGGCUGUCUCUGCUUCGCGAAUUGCAACAAAAUCGCGACACGACGUACAUGAGCCUGAACUGUAUUCGAUGGCUACCGUUCUCCGGUCAGGGUCUGAUUUACGCGACCAACACUGGACAGUUGAGAAUUUUAUCUUAAUACGUUAAUUGUACAUAUCUAGUGAUAUAUUAAGUUCCAGACUGAUUGGAUUACUUUUUUCUGCUAUUUCGUUAUUUAACUUUUGUUUUUUUUUAUUAUGUAUUAAAAUUUAAAACCUAACUGUGAUUGUUUCUUGAAUUUGUAUACAAGAUUUACAUUUAUAGUUUUAAGGUUGCUUUAUGAAAACAGGGAAUUAAUAUAGAUUUACAUUUCAGUAUGUUGUACUUUGCUACGUUUAUUUAUAAACUCAUUGGCUUCACUUAUGAUGGUGAUCUAUUAUUGUUAUUGUGACUAUCCACUCCUUAUAAGCGAAAGUGGUUAACAAGUGAAUAAAAACAAAGAGCAAUGUUUAA